This is a messenger RNA of Linum tenue, 2250 nucleotides long. The record is from the annotation of a GenBank genome assembly. Lineage: Eukaryota; Viridiplantae; Streptophyta; Magnoliopsida; Malpighiales; Linaceae.
GGAAAACCAACCCAAAACACUUUGAUUCCGACAAAGCAAACUCAUAGGUCCAUCUCCCUGCAAUUUUUUCUUUGACUCCCUCCAUAAAACGCCCUUCCCUUUUCCCCCUUUCCCUUUCUCUAAACCAAACCCAUCUCGCGCUCCUUCCUUCAUUCCAAUCCCAUCUCUCUUUACCAAUUUUAGGGUUCCCCCACAUUCCCAAAAUCCCCCCAAUCCCCUCUUUCUCCCCUCUCCCUUGAUCUCUAACCUCUCCAAUGGCUGCCUGUGACCUCCCAAUCAUUUCAACUGCUGGGUCUUCCACAGCUUCUGCAGUUAUCGACGACAGUUAUGAAGAAGCCUGCAGCAUCUGCCUCGAGCCUUUCACUGUCCAAGACCCUGCCACUGUGACCAACUGCAAGCAUGAGUACCAUCUGCAGUGCAUUCUCGAUUGGUGUCAGAGAAGCAAAGAAUGCCCAAUUUGUUGGCAGCUCCUUUCCCUGAAGGAUGAAUCCAGUCAAGAGCUUUUUGCUGCUGUUGCGGCCGAGAGGCAUUCGAGGUUAACGAUCCGAUCCCGUCCUAGAUCCACCACCAGACCUUCUCUCUUUGACAAUUUUGAUGUAGACCAGGACUCUUACUCAGAUGAUUCGGACUUCGAUGAACGCAUAGGGCAGCAUCUUGCUGCUGCUGUGUAUAGAGCUCGGCAGUUCCAGAGAAGGGACAAUAGGUCCCCACCUCGACGCGGUACCUCCAGGGUGUUCGUCUUUGCCUCCCAUGGAGGUGGUUUGAGGAAUGACCAACAAAGUUCACCUGGUGGCCGCAGCUUGAGCCCUGCCUCGUCUGGAACUGGUUCACCAACUUCUCCCAUGCGCACACUUCACAGUCUCAGGAACUCCGACGACAUGAUCUCCAAUGACAGCCACGAUCACUUGUUCAGGAACAGGAUUCUCUUCGGACAAUCACAAGGUGAUAGCCCCGACGAGCCAGGUUCUUCGAGGAUGGUCUCGUUGUCGGACUCCAUUAAAUCGAAGUGGGUUGCUGCUUCAGCCAAAUACAAGGAAUCGAUCACGAAGGGCACUCAAGGUAUAAAGGAAAAGUUGCUUGCACGUAACAACUCGGUUAAAGAGCUGAGCAAAGGAGUCCAGCGGGAAAUGAGCGCUGGAAUUGCAGGCGUUGCAAGAAUGAUGGAAAAAUUAGAGCUUUCCUCCUCGAAACGCAGCAGCCCUGUCGGUUCUGGGGAAACCGGCUCAAGUUUCUGCUUCAAGGGAAAGAAUGUGGAGGAGGACAAGGACAACUCUCUUGCUAGAGCUCUCCAGGAAGACGAGGCAAUGGAGGAUAUUAGCCUCGGCGGCCACCGCCCUUCCACACCUGUCCCCUGCCGUCCUGAAGUUUCUCAUCUCCAGGUUUGUAACUACACUUCCAGCACAGUGAACUUUCUUCAUCAUCACUAUCAGUGAUUCUUCCUUGGUAACCUGUUUUCCCCAUUUCAUUGUUUCAGAUGGGCCAUUGAUCGUUGCAGUUAACUGCAAUCCGCCAACUUUCAAGUGUCUUUCAGCAACCGUGUGCUUUCUUUCUGAACAAGUGAGAUGCGAUAAGAGCAAAUAACGCAAGCGACGGCUUUUCGAAGAUUGAAGAAAACCAAUUCCCUUGAUUGGUCUUUGCGUCCUGCAUUUUUUGCCAUAACUCUUAAAAACUAAUUCGAGCCUCUCGACCGAUCAUUUCCGAGCCUUCCACUGAUCUGCAAGUCUCCCCAACUACCUGGAGGUGAUCAGUUUCGAACACCGGACGAACAAUCCCUAUAAACAAGCCGCCGAAGCUAAUUUAAUUCAAUGAUAAUUCCAGUGUGUCAACCUUGUAAUGGAUUAUGAGUAUUGAUUACUGUAGUGCCAUGUAUGCUUAAAGAAAGGAGAAGAAAUCAAAAGGAAAGCUUCUUUAUAUGUUCCUAUCGAUAUAGAAGAUUUGGUGUGUCGUUACAAAGGCUUUUAUUUACCAUCCAAUCCAUAGCCUUAUUUAUGAAACAGUAACCCAAAUCCAUGAACUCACUGUAAUGCCAUAUACUGCAAUUACAAUGUACAGCUUGCCAGGAUCUACCAGCCAUCAGGUGUUAACAAUCAUUCCACCGUUGGGGUGCAGAACUUGGCCUGUGAAGUACGAGGAGCACUCGUUGCAGGCCAAGAACACGUAGCAAGGGGCGAUCUCGUGAGGCUGCGCAGCCCUGCCCAUGGGGACCGACGAACCGAGGCCCUUCAUGCUUUCAGCAGGCAUGGAAGCUGG